Molecule: messenger RNA, 258 nt
Organism: Aspergillus vadensis CBS 113365
Lineage: Eukaryota; Fungi; Ascomycota; Eurotiomycetes; Eurotiales; Aspergillaceae
Gene: dph3
Product: CSL family zinc fnger-containing protein
Exons: 2
Coding region: 1-258 (85 amino acids)
Biological process (GO): protein histidyl modification to diphthamide
Molecular function (GO): metal ion binding
Source: RefSeq, a predicted model, not a curated record
AUGGCCGACGACUCCAUCUCCAUCUACGACGAGAUCGAAAUCGAAGACAUGACCUUCGACCCGGUUCUCCAGAUCUACCACUACCCGUGUCCGUGUGGCGACCGCUUCGAAAUCGCCAUUGAUGAUCUCCGUGACGGCGAGGAUAUUGGUGUUUGUCCCAGUUGUAGUUUGAUGAUUAGGGUGAUUUUUGAUGCGGCCGAUCUUCCCAAGGACGGUGAUGAUAAGAACGGGUCGGCGGCGGUUGCUGUUCAGGCCUAA